Hylaeus volcanicus is the source of this 2935-nucleotide messenger RNA. RefSeq names its product rab-like protein 6. Gene Ontology annotation, molecular function: GTP binding; GTPase activity. The transcript is spliced from 6 exons. Gene Ontology annotation, cellular component: nucleus; cytosol. The record is from RefSeq and is a predicted model, not a curated record. The coding region runs from base 206 to 2302 and encodes 698 amino acids. Lineage: Eukaryota; Metazoa; Arthropoda; Insecta; Hymenoptera; Colletidae.
AUUUAAUGGUUAGGUACCAACAUUACAGGGAAAAAAUAAGUACAGCUGCUAAGUGACAGCUGCUUCAGUUUUGUUAGAUCGGUUAUCUUUUUCGAAUGAACUUUUAUUUUCUAUGGAAAAUUUAGAAUAACAUGUGAUAUUUCUUUUAACAUUAAUAAGGAUACUUUCCUAAAACAUUACUGACUGGGUUGAAAGCAAGUGAGCAAUGUUAUCUGCAUUUAAAAGAUUAGCUGGAAAAUCUGAUGGAGUUGGCAAUGUAUCUCUUAGACCAACUCAUCAAUCGAUGCCAACAACAUUACAAAGAAAGUUUUCCAAAGGUGUACAGUAUAACAUGAAAAUUAUUAUAAAAGGUGAUAGAAAUGUGGGAAAGACAUGUUUAUUUCAUAGACUUCAAGGCCAAAAAUUUAUAGAAGAAUAUAUACCAACAGAAGAAAUACAAGUGACCAGCAUUCAAUGGAAUUAUAAAGCUACUGAUGACAUUGUUAAAGUGGAAGUUUGGGAUGUGGUAGAUAAAGGCAGACCAAGAAAAAAAUUGGAAGGACUGAAAAUGGAUAAUUCGCCAUCUGAAAACAUUAUUGAAGAACCCGCAUUGGAUGCAGAAUUUCUUGAUGUGUAUAAAGGGACCAAUGGUGUUAUUAUUAUGAUGGACAUAACAAAAUCCUGGACAUUUGAUUAUAUACAAAGAGAACUUCCAAAAAUACCUAGCCAUAUUCCAGUUAUUGUUUUAGGAAAUCAUUGUGAUAUGGCACAUCAUAGGACAGUCACAGCAGACCAUGUGACAUACUUUAUCGAUUCAUUACAUGAAAGAUCGGCGCAAGUAAGAUAUGCAGAAUCAUCUAUGAGAAAUAGCUUUGGAUUAAAACUUUUGCACAAAUUCUUCAAUCUUCCAUUUCUUCAACUACAACGAGAAACACUUUUGAAACAACUUGAAACCAAUGAAGAAGAAACUUGUUUGACAAUACAAGAACUUGACCUCUUUCAAGAUAGUGACGACGCUGAUUAUAACAAAUUUUUGGAUAAUCUUGUUAACAGAAGAAGAGCCAUUGCGGACUCUGUCUCUGCCAGUAUUCUAGUCCCUAAUGUUACAUCUUCUCUAAGCAGUCAUCAAAUAUCAUCCUCUAAUGGUAAUACAAAUGUAAAUGCUGAAGUUAGGAGAUCAGUUUCAAUGCCUGGCCCCAUAGGAGGUGGAACACCUAUUCCAGUGAAAAAUAUAGAUUUAAAAUCACCACCAAAGAAGGAAAAUAUUAUGAAUGCUUUAGAGAAUCAAGGAGUUCUUAUUAAAAACUCACAGACUGCAUCGGCAUUAUCAACCACACAAGCUAUGUCAAAGACAGAUUCUAAGAUGGCGGAAUUAUUAAAUGAUAAUUCCGAUAGAAGAGACUCAAUUGGCAAACCACAAUCGCUUAUGUCAAAAAUAUUUGGUAAUAAAAAGGAAGAUGAAGUGGACAAAGUAGUACAUAUUAAUAGCACGAAUACAAACACACCAUUAACUAGUGUUGAAGAUUUCGUACCGGACGAUGGUCUUUUAGAUCGAUCAUUCUUAGAUGACAGUCAAAUUUCGCCACAGAAAGUACAGCAUGAAGAGCUAGAUUCUGAAAGUGAUACUGAAACUGCAAAUCCUUUGGUUGCUGGUUACGAGGAUGAUUUAUCAUCAACUGAAGAAACGACACCUCCUGUUCAGCCAAAAUUAGCUGAGAAUCCUUUAUCCAAACAAAAACACAAACGCGAUGCUGUAUUGAACGCAGAAAUAAAUCCAGAAAAACUACGUCAAACUGACAAGCGUGAUUCUGUUUCGUCUAUAGAGCAAGAAUUGCAAAUAUCGAAUAAUUUCGAUAUAAGUGAACAGCAGGAAAUUAGUUCAGAUGCAUUCGAUAGUUGGCUUCGACGUGAUUCUAAAUGGAGACAAAGUCCCGAAGGUGGUGAAGAUGUGAGCAGCAACAGUAUGAGGAAAGACAGGCUAGAAUUAAGUGAUAAAAGUUUAGACGUGAGUGUCACAAGUUCUAAUGUUCAUCUAGAAUUACUUGACAAUACUAGUGUACGGCAUAUGAGUUCUGAUGGUGGGAGCCCUGUAUUAAAAGAAAAGAAAAAGCACAAAGAAAAGACGGAAGACAAGGAAAAAAAGAAAAAGAAAAAAGCUAAGGAUAAAGACAAGGAUAAAGAUAAAACAGAUAAAGCAGAAAAGAAAAAGAAACGUUCGCUACACCGUUCAAGAGAUGAAAACAGAGAACGCGACGAGCUCGAGGAAUUCCUUAAUGGUUCUGCGACUAGAAUUGGCGUUGAUGUUGCCUAUGAAGCGAUAUAGCAUUUUGCUUAAAUAACGUUACAUUUAAUCGUAUUUUUCAUUAAUAAUAUUGUCUUCUGGUAAGACACCCAAAAUGUCCUUUAAUGAUGAAUUUUCUAAAAUGAAAUUCAAAUUAAUGUUUACAAGUACUUUUACAGCAAGCAAUGUGCAAUAUAAUGGUUAUGUUCAAAUUCUGUAUAUGAUAAAAUCAUGUUAUGAACCAUAACAACAAAGAAUUUUUAGUAAACCAAACGUAAAAUCAUAUUUUUAAGUUCAAUCCUUUAAUACUUGUUUCAUUAGUAUUCUACUUGCAUCUGAUGUAAAAAUGUGUAUACGAUAUCAUUCAAAUUCAAAUAUUUUAUCAUUGCAUUUUUAAAAGCAUUUGUGACCGAGUGUAUUUAAAAUAUUUAUUUUGAUACUUAACAUUUUCACUAAUAACGUAUUUUUUUAAAUAUUUGAUACAAGUAUUGACUGUAUGUUUUCAGCAAUGAUCAUUUUUAUUGUUGAGUAUGUUGUUUAAAAUAGAUAUUAAAAAAUUUAAUAAAUUAAUGUUAGUUAAGAAAUGUUACAUAAUUAUUGUUUCUUUUUCGCGUAUAUCAUUAUAGCUUCAUGUUAAUAUGUGUAUAUAAAUAAACAAGAAAUUGUCAUAUUACA